This is a messenger RNA of Penicillium digitatum Pd1, 1998 nucleotides long. Its product is annotated as DnaJ and TPR domain protein. Gene Ontology annotation, molecular function: protein binding. Lineage: Eukaryota; Fungi; Ascomycota; Eurotiomycetes; Eurotiales; Aspergillaceae. The record is from RefSeq and is a predicted model, not a curated record.
AUGGUCCAACUCGCCCACAUCUUCAAAAAGGACAAGGAGAAGGAGAAGAACGAGAAGAACGAGAAGAACGAAAAGAACGAGAAGAGCGAGAAGAGUGAGAAGAACGAGAAAAACGAGAAGAACGAGAAGAACAAACCUGAUCUACGUUCAUCCAAUUCCUUUUCCGCUUCGCGCCCAUCCCCAUCUCCGAACUCGCCCUCCAGAUCCCCAACUAAGAAAUCUUCCAAAUCCUCCAAAUCUUCCAAACCAUCCUAUUUUUCCCUCAGUCGGUCAUUUUCCAAUUCCGGAGCGACCGCAAAUUUCAAGUUUGCCCGGUCUUCGCGUGACCAGGACAUACACCCCCUCAAUCUUCCACCCGACGAGCUACGCCGUCGAUUGUCGGCCAUGGCUGCAUCCAAAGAAGAGCAGCGGAGCUCCAUGGAUGUCGAUCCCCAGGAACCCCAGAAUAAUGGCGUGAAUGGCACUGAGGAGCGGAGUCCGACCCCGCCACCGCACCAGCCAAAUUCAGCUUCUGCCGACGAGGCCGACUCCUUCAAGCUGGCCGGAAACAAAUUCUUCAAGGAUGGCAACUAUCGACGAGCUAUCGAGGAAUACAACAAGGCCAUCGAAAUCAAUCCCAACUCAUCGGCCUAUCUCUCUAACCGAGCGGCCGCCUACAUGUCCGCCAAACAAUUUUCGAAUGCGCUUGAGGAUGUCCAACGGUCCAACGAGCUCGAUCCGAACAACCCAAAAAUCAUGCACCGGCGGGCUAAGAUUCUGACGAGUUUGGGUCGACCUGCAGAGGCCCUGGGGGUGCUGUCACGCAUCCAGCCACCAGUGACCGCCACUGAUCGAGUAGUCGCAGAGAAGAUGCUGCGCUUCGUCACGCAAGCCGAAGAGACAAUAGCGCAAGGCCGUGGGCUGUCGAUGGUGAUCUAUUGUCUAGACCAGGCACGGCAGGGACUCGGAAAAGGUGUCAGGGAGCCCCGCAGGUGGACACUUCUGGCCGCCGAGGCCCAUCUGAAGUUGAACAACAUGAAUUCGCUAGGCAAGGCACAGGACAUUGCGAUCAGUCUGCUGCGCGAGAACAGCCAAGACCUGGAUGCGAUGAUGAUCCGAGCCCGCGCCUUCUAUGCCCUCGGUGAGACCGAGCAGGCGCAGAAGCUUCUGAAGAUGUGCCUCGGGCUGGACCCAGACAUGAAGCAGGCCAUCAAGUUGUUGCGCAUUGUGCAGAAAUUGGCUCGCACAAAGGAAGAAGGAAAUACCGCUUUCAAGGCCAAGGACUAUCGCCGUGCUAUCGAGCUUUGGGCCCAGGCUCUCGAGGUGGACCCCUCCAACAAGGAUAUGAAUGCCAAGCUCCUGGGUAACCGUGCUCAGGCUUAUAUCAACUUGAAAGAGUAUGAUUCUGCCAUUCUGGACUGUACUGAAGCCCUCCGUCUCGACCCCGGGUAUAUAAAGGCUAUGAAGUGCCGCGCCAAGGCCAACGGCAAGGCCGGCAACUGGGAGGAGGCUAUUCGUGACUAUAAGAGCGUUGCUGAGAACAACCCCAGCGAGAGUGGCAUUGCGGAGGAGAUCCGCGAAGCUGAAUUUGAGCUGAAGAAAUCUCAACGCAAAGACUACUAUAAGAUUUUAGGAGUCGACAAGGAUGCCAGCGAACAGGAAAUCAAGAAGGCCUACCGCAAGCUGGCUAUUGUAUACCACCCAGACAAGAAUCGGGACGGUGCAGCCGGCGAUGAGAAGUUCAAGGAAAUUGGUGAGGCCUAUGAGAAUUUGAUUGAUCCUCAGAAACGUGCCGCUUUUGAUAACGGAGACGAUCUGAGGUCUGAGAUGUAUGGCGCCGGCGGUUUCCCCGGUGGUGGUGCUUUUCACGGCGGCGGUGGCUUCCCCGGUGGUGGUGGCUUCCCCGGUGGUGGGUUCGGCGGUGGUAUCGAUGCCGAAAUGCUUCGCAACAUGAUGAACGGCGGCGGCGGCGGCGGCGGCGACCCCUUCGGCCAUGCUCAUGGCAGCUUCCACUUCUAG